GCUACACUGUUCUUCAUCACGGCCAUGGCUUUCUGCAAACUUCUGCUAACUGUGUUGGUACUGCUGCACAACAGUGGUGGUCUACUGGGAAAUGAAGUGAGGAGCUCCAUCAUUGGUGCAGAGGAUGCCAAAAAGGAAAGUUGGCCAUGGAUGGUUCACCUCAACAUGACAGCUAAUGAUUCGAAAACGAAGAAAUGGGGCUGCGGCGGCACCAUCGUUGCAAAGCAGUGGGUGCUGACUUCUGCACAGUGCGUGGCUAAUUAUGAUUAUCGUCGAUCGUUCGUUGUUAUCGGCUCAUAUCAGCUGCAAAAGGCGGCUCACCGUUACAUGGGUAUAGCCAAUAUUGUUCCAUACCAACACCUGGGCAACAGCAACUAUGAAAAUGACAUUGCUCUGAUCAAGCUGAGGAAACCGAUUACAUUUUCAAAAGAUGUUGCACCAGUGGCUCUGCCUGACAAGGAUGACACCUUUGGUCCAUCAUCUGAGUGUUGGAUGACUGGCUGGGGGGAAGUGGGAAAUGGUGUACCACUGCCAUUUCCAAAAACCCUUCAACAGCUGAGCAUUUCCAUCAUGCCUUGGAGGACCUGUAACGAGACAUAUCCUCAGAUAGCCCGUGAUACACUUUGUGGUGCCAACAGGAAGGGAAGGGAUGCCUGCAAAGGAAACUAUGGUGGUCCCCUGGUGUGUCGUAAAAGGAAGAAAUUUGUGCAGGUGGGAAUCAUGAGUCAUGGGAGUCCUGGCAGUUGUGGCCUCACCAACCAUCCUAGCGUCUAUACUGAGGUUGCAAAGUAUCUGACCUUCAUAAAUGAUUACAUCCACUUGUCUGAGAAACCUUCAGCUUUCCUGUAUUGCAAAGUCACUGCCUGUUAAUGGAAGCUUACCCUG
This is a messenger RNA of Pundamilia nyererei, 885 nucleotides long. Its product is annotated as tryptase-2-like. Gene Ontology annotation, molecular function: serine-type endopeptidase activity. The transcript has 5 exons. The coding region runs from base 25 to 870 and encodes 281 amino acids. The record is from RefSeq and is a predicted model, not a curated record. Gene Ontology annotation, biological process: proteolysis. Lineage: Eukaryota; Metazoa; Chordata; Actinopteri; Cichliformes; Cichlidae.